This is a messenger RNA of Ceraceosorus bombacis, 1447 nucleotides long. NCBI's taxonomy places the organism in Eukaryota, Fungi, Basidiomycota, Exobasidiomycetes, Ceraceosorales, Ceraceosoraceae. The record is from the annotation of a GenBank genome assembly.
AUGUCUUCGAUCAACCCUGGUUCGGUUCCGGACCCGAUAGUCUUCCCAGACUACCGGCUCCGCAGGCCUUUGAGGGUGCUGACGACGCCAUCACUGCUAACGCCCUACUUGCCCGCCGUUCUCAAGAGCGGACCUCCAGCUUUAGUCCUGCGCAUCGUCGCUAUGCUGUUGCUCUUGAACAUUCGCUCUUUUCCCCUCUUUUGGCACAUUAGGGUAUUCCUGCCUGCUGUGUGGGCCAGGUUCAAAGCUAGACCUAGCAUUCAUCCUCUCUUGCCCUGGAUCUCGAGCAGCAAGCAUGCCACCACUCAGCCCGGGACGAGUCCUGCGCUCAGGUUGGAUGCGCUACCCCUCGGCAAAGACAUCUUCAACGAUGUGGAGACAUACACCUGCCGGGCAUGGCCAGAUGACUGCGACUGGAAGUGAGUGGACGUUCGACUGUUGGGUACAGCGUGCGGAUACAAGAGCUGACAGAUUUACUGCCUCGACACAGCCUGCACGUCUCGAACAGCGCAUACAGUCGAGCUCUGGACUACGCCCGCAUGUCCUUCCUCAGCUCCCGCAUUCUACGCUUCCACUUCGAUGGAGGCUGGAUGGCCUUGGGCGGAGCAGCCUUGACCUUUCACAAGGAAAUCCCAUUCAUGGCAAAGUACGAAAUCCGCAUGCAAGUAGCAUCUUGGGACGACAAGUGGUUCUACGUGCUGGCUCGCUUCGUGUCACCUGCCAAGGGACAUGCCAGAACUCGACAAGCAGGAGUCAGGAAGCGGUCGAGAUCAGCUCAGAACUUGAAGGCUAUGCUGAUUGACGUCGCGCAGCCUCAAGGCAAGCCCCCGGUCAGGCCACCCAAGCCGGACGAGGAGCAAGAAGCUGGAUUGCAGGAGGGCGAAGUGGAGCAGAGCUUGGAGGGCCGCACCAUCUACGCCACGGCUGUGAGCAGGUAUUGUUUCAAGUCUGGCCGCAGAACCAUCCCACCUUGGCUCGUCGUUGCCACGUCCGGCUAUGGAACUUUUGCAUCGACGCGCUCCAAUUGGGAAAGGGCUGAAGGUCUUCGACGCAACAUCCUCUCUCGCGAACAAGCCAAAUACCAGAGCAAGCAUGGCAAGGCGAUGCCGCGGGAUGGUAUCAUCGAAGGCGGUGGGCAUCGCAAGGCUGGCAUCAUGAGUGUAUACGACCCUGCCAGAGCAGAAGGGGUCGGCAAGGAAGACAACAGGGGUCUGGGCGCUUGGCAAGACAAAGCCAGCUGGAAUUUGGUGAGCAUUAGGGCGAAAGAAUGUGCAGUGCUCUUCCACCCUUGGCAGCACGAUCUUGAUUGGCUCAUCAUGCCUGCCUUUCACUCUAACAGGGCGAGUUCGAAGAGCGGAGACUUCGGGGCUUGGAAGAGGUACGCACCAUCGUCGGAGGCGUGCUACCUUCGUCUGGCUCUGCUGCCUUGUCAAUCAGCCACUCGUAG